Molecule: messenger RNA, 897 nt
Organism: Closterium sp. Naga37s-1
Lineage: Eukaryota; Viridiplantae; Streptophyta; Zygnematophyceae; Desmidiales; Closteriaceae
Source: the annotation of a GenBank genome assembly
AUGGACUGCUGCCUCGUUAACAACGGAGCGGCGAAGACCUUCAACUCGGGCUCUUCAACAUCAAGUCCUGCCACGCCUACCCGAGGCAUUGGCAGGUUCGGCACGCCUCGAACGGUCUUCUCGCCUACAGCAUCAUACUCUCCUGUGAAGCCUACCAUUGACAAGGUAGCUGAUUUCCAACUUCCUGCUGCUGCUCUCAACGGCGACAGUGAGACGUGCUGCAGCAGCGUGCUUCUGAAGAGCGUGAGGCCGCUGCUGGAGAAUUUGGCGAAGCACAUGCAUGCGUCGCCCUUCCAAGGCCUCGCUGACGGCCAGCACAAGCCCAACAAGUCGUACGUAGCUGACGCACCUGAUGUGAAGCGGCCUGGAAUCGGCCGCUUCGGAGGCAAGCCUGCUGCUGCCGUGCUUGCUCCUGUGAUCGUCACUGCCCCCCUCUCACCAUCUGCUGCUGCUGUAGUCACACCAUCUGCUGUGGUUGCGCCUGUGGUGGUGCCUGAGGUAGCGCCUGUGGCUGCAGUGGCUUCAACCACACCGCAGGUGGCUGAAGCGAGUGUGACAACAAAAACAAUAUCCGAGAAGGCGUUUGCAGGUGCUGCUGAUCCGAGUGAGAAAGGGAGGUGGUCGAAGCUGCGUCAGGAGGUUCGAGCAAUGGAUAUUGCAAUGACACGUGCUGCUUACCUGAGAUGGGACAAGCUGAGCAAGGAGCCAUCAUGGGCCAUGGAGAUUGAAACGGCCAUUGAAGCCGCCCUGCGUACCUGCUUCGUGCCCAAGCAUCCUGAUGCUGUGGCGAAGCUGACUCGCAAAACCGUGCCUCCUGCAUCUGCAGCAGCAGCGGCUGUAGCAGUGCGGGGCCAUGCUGCAGCAGCAGCAGGGCGCACAGAAGGAGCUCCUGAAUGA